Molecule: messenger RNA, 4248 nt
Organism: Pseudozyma hubeiensis SY62
Lineage: Eukaryota; Fungi; Basidiomycota; Ustilaginomycetes; Ustilaginales; Ustilaginaceae
Exons: 1
Coding region: 1-4248 (1415 amino acids)
Biological process (GO): 'de novo' IMP biosynthetic process
Cellular component (GO): cytoplasm
Molecular function (GO): actin filament binding; phosphoribosylglycinamide formyltransferase activity
Source: RefSeq, a predicted model, not a curated record
AUGUCGUACUCUCAUCAGCAGCCACCAUCUCAACCGUUCCCUGGGCAGUCGACACAUCCAUCCGAUACACCGACGCAGGAUCUCGCUUCGUGGGUCAACCAAGUUCGUGAGCGCAACUCGUCAUCCGCCUCAUCCCGUAACCCUAGCGGACAAAUCGACGACGCCGCUGCGUCUUCCGCAUCGGAGCUGGAGCUCGAGUUUCAAAGACAGCGUAUCGAGCGACAGCAGCGCAGAAACCGUCUGUCUGUAUCAGGCAUUCGAGGCAUUCCGCCCUCUAACCCGACCUCGCCGCUCGCCACGCCGACUCUAGAGAGCCCUUCUUCGUCGAGGUUCGACGGCGCUACCAUGGCGCCUCCUGAUGCCUCAUCACAGUCGCCGCUGCUCGGCUCGUCCCCGACAAAGGCUUCCGGCGUCACUGGAAUCAAGAGGGCCAAUUCGUUGCUCGCUCGCUAUGGAGGACAAUAUGGUCCCACGGGUACAGCGGCAGGCCCGAAAGGCCCAAAUGACUCUCCCGUAUCUCUCGCCAACUUCAUGGGAGGCAGAGCAGCUGGCCCGCGUCUUGGCAAGCUCGCAGGAGACGGCAAGAGUGCACCUCCCGAGGCGGAGCUCAUCCACGAGAGUCGACGUGUCCCGCUGCCAGGCAUGUCAGCCAACUCGGGACGCUCGCUUGCCAGCUUCCUUGAAGAGCGAGCUGAUGCAGCGGGUCAACGUCGAUCCGGAGGCGGCUCUCCCGCAUCGCCCGUCAAGGAAAUCGCGACGCCUGGCUCUCCUGGCAAGACGAGCAGCCCGGCAAAGUACUCGUUCACCUCUGCCGAGCUUGGUCGGCCGUCUAACAGCACCGGGAUCACCGCAGCAGCUGGCUUCGCAUCGCCAGCACCGCCUUCGCCCAAGAAAGCCUACCUGGAGCUCAUCGAGAAGCAGAAUGCCAGUGCACCCACCAGCGCCCCUUCGUCGCCCGCCAUUCCGCGCGCUUCGAGCCCGUCCAAAUUCCACAGGUUCUCUGGCGCCGAGAGCAACACCACGUCACCUCUGCUCGAUCGACCUGCAUCUCCGGUCAAGGGUGCUGCUGGGACGUCGCCUUCGUCCGUCGACGCUACGAGCGGCUUCGACAGCGUAUCGCGUUCUUCAAGACCGCUACCCAUCCCCAACGCUCAAUCGCAUUCGUACAAUUCCGCAGACACGCCCGGGCGCAAGGAUGCCUCCACAAGUCCUUUCAAGCUAGAAGACAUUCAAGUCUCCAAUAUCUCGGCCGCGGCGGGACAGCCCAAGCCUGACGGCGACCUCGGCAAGGGAUGGAGUCGGACCGCAGAGCAAGCUGAUGCAUCCGAAUCUCAGACUCUGAACAGGUCGUCGAGCUUGGCAAACAGCGACCUGACAGGUGCUGACCGCCUCCCCACCGCCUCCUUGUCUCGACUCAGCGCUCAAAAGAUGGUCGGUCAGCGCAUCAAGGAAGCGCAGAUGCGCGAUGUGGUAGCGCGAAAGGAAUCCGACUCCAUGCAGCCCAAUGCCGGCGGGCGCAGCGUCCCAUCAAGUCCUGCCGUGCGCGAUCGGUGGCCUCCUGCAAUUCAAACGAAUGCCUCUCCGUCACGCUCCACCCUCGACGAGCGCAAGACUGGCUCUCCCUGGUCGCCCACCAAGUAUGGCAAUGCGCUGCCAGGCCUUGCCGGGCGUUCGCCGACCAAGGAGUCGGGGCCGACACCGUGGCGACCCUCGUCACCAAAGAAGGCUGAGAUCGCUGCUGAGCCACGAGCAGAGCCCAUUCGACUACCUGGUAUGGGUGGCAGUGUGAACCCGUUGGCGCGCUUUGCCGAGAACAGGUCUCGUACCGAGGAGGCCAUCGUCCUUCCGGAAUCUGCGUCCACCGCAAAUGCUUCGUCUGACUCCGGCCAGCUCCUCUCUUCUCUCACCAAAGCGAGGGCCAAGGGUCCUGUUAGGAAGGCUGCCACAGCAGACGCCAAGGUCCCGUCCUCGUCCAGUAGCGGCGCCAUUCAGACGCCUGCGAGCCGAACCGAAGACAGUUCGUCCAGCAACCCAUCGAACAAGCCUCCCCGAAGGACGUCCGGCAAGCGUAUCCACGUACUCGUCUCUGGAUCAGGCUCCAACCUGCAAUCCUUGAUCGACGCUACCUUGCUGAACCCACCAGCAGGCAUCCCUGUCAUCGACAACGCGCAGAUCACGUUCGUGCUGUCGAACCGCAAAGCUGCCUACGGUCUCACCAGGGCUGCCGAAUCGAACCCUCCCAUCCCAACAAAGGUGCUCGCCCUCAAGACUUGGCAGAAUCGCAAUCCAGGCGGCACUCGAGAGGAGUACGACAGAGUCUUGGCUCGCGCCGUGCUCGAUGGCGACAGUGCUGAAGGCACCGGUACGCCUCCUGACCUCAUUGUCUUGGCAGGAUUCAUGCACAUCGUCUCCGAACCUUUCCUCCACGCACUGGGUCACAAGACGAGUCUCCCUGCCAACACGCCCACAAUCGGAACUCGCCCCUCCAAGGCGGUGCCCAUCAUCAACCUUCACCCUGCGCUUCCUAAGGCCUUUGACGGUGCCAAUGCGAUCCCGCGCGCUUUCGAGGCGUACAAGCAGGGUCUUACGGACAAGACUGGAUGCAUGGUGCACGAAGUGGUGGCUGACGUCGACCGUGGUCGACCCAUCAUCGUCCGCGAGGUGCCGAUCUUGCCCUCGUACGACCUGGAACAGCUUGAACAGGCCAUUCAUAAAGUGGAGCACGUCAUCAUCGUACAGGCAGCCGAUCUCGUCCUGAAGGGUCACUUGGACCAGCUUGACCGACAAGAAGCUCAAGACCAGAAGGCCAAGCCCGCCGCUUCUUUGGCCGGGAAGGGCUCGCUGACGGACAUUGUUCAGCUCAAGAGCGAGGACGGCGAUGUGACUGCUUCAGUUACCGCGAUCAUGCGCAAUGCGAGCACAAGCCUAAAGCAGCUUGCCAGCGUCGAGGCGCGUGCCUCUGCUUCUUUGCCAGGACCGGCCAGAGCAAUCUCUGUCGAAGUCCUCGCAAUCGAUGCAGAAGGCUUCAUUGAGCCAUUGGAGCUCUCUAGCGACCAGACCUUCCAGCGUGGCGAGCAGCUUCGACGCGAGCAGAUCCUGUACGACGACGACACGCUCGCCAUUGUCCAGAAAUCCAAGGGCGCGAACGGUCGCACAGAGACCAAGCUAUGGAUACGAACGGGAGCUUGCUCCGCUCUGCACCCGUUCGAGCUAGGACCCCAGUCCAUGUCGUGCGUCGAGGGACGCAAGGUGGCCGAAUUGGCGCAGCAAUAUUCGAUACAGCCCGAAGUUGUCCCAGCAGGCUGCGAGACUGACGAAUUGAUCGCCGCACUGGGUGGAAGUUGGACAGUUGCCCGCAAGGGCUCACGUCAACGCUUCGAUGCAGGCGCUUCGUCUUUGUACCGCGUUCGUCGAGCUGUUGCGUCGGCGCAAGGUCAACACGGUUUCUUCUCAAUUCAGCAGGUGGACUCUCGAACUUCGAGCCUUUGCUCGGGUGACAGCUUCGUCUCGACCUUUGGCGUCUGGCAUGGGCGCGGAGCCUCGCUCUCUGUCCGUGCCGCAGCAGUACGUUUUGCUCAAGCACUUGCCAGGUCGGUCUCCCGAUCUGCUUCAAAUAUCGCUGAAGUUGAGGAGGGGGCGGAGAACAGCUACUUCUGGAAGCACUUUGACCAAAAGGAGGCGUACGCCAACGCUUGGUCGCACCGCCAUCGUGACGUGACUGCGACAGACGAUGCGAGCCUUCUCGAUGUCGAACUGCAAGGUCGAGAGCUUCGUCUGAAUCCAUUCGACGGUCAGGGGUAUUAUGGAGCACACGACUUGUUGCUGCCCACACGCUCCGGCAAGAUCUCGAUCUUGAACGUUCGAGAUCGGGAGCUCUUCGUCAUCGUGGGUAAGGACGCACGCGGCGAUCGACUUCGUCUGGCCUGCGCCAUCCGUGCGGCAGAAGACAUGGCGGCCCAUCUACAAGCUACACAGCGGGCCUCGGCGUCUAACAUUUCCAUCGUGGUGCCACGUCCUGCAGUGCACGUAGUUGUGCUGCCUUCCAAGCUGCCGAUGGAGAUUCGAGCGGCUUCUCGCGUGUGGUCGGACGAGGUGGUGGAUUACCUGCAAGGCGGCGUUUGGCGCAUGAAUGUCCAUUCCAGCUCGCGUGCCUCGGAACAACUGCUGGAACGUCGUUGGCCACGUUGGGCGUUGCAGGAGGAGGACUAUCUGCCGGUGGGCGUUAGUCCGGAUGACGCCUUUGUCUAG